This is a messenger RNA of Henningerozyma blattae CBS 6284, 2574 nucleotides long. RefSeq names its product Nsi1p (gene NSI1). Gene Ontology annotation, cellular component: nucleus. Gene Ontology annotation, molecular function: transcription cis-regulatory region binding; DNA-binding transcription factor activity. NCBI's taxonomy places the organism in Eukaryota, Fungi, Ascomycota, Saccharomycetes, Saccharomycetales, Saccharomycetaceae. Bases 1 to 2574 code for a protein of 857 amino acids. The record is from RefSeq and is a predicted model, not a curated record. The transcript has a single exon. Gene Ontology annotation, biological process: regulation of DNA-templated transcription.
AUGAGCCUAAGUAAUAAUAAUAGAACUAAUAAGCAUAUUAUUGGCGCUGAGUUGGAUAACAAUGAUCAGGAAAGUAGGCAUGAAUCAGUUGAAGAAGCUGUUUUCAAAUAUGUAGGCGUUGGUCUUAAUAAUGAUGACGAACCUGAAAAUGAUAGCGGUAGUGAUUUAGAUUCAUCUAAGGAUAGAAAGCACUAUGGCAGUAAAAGUCACAAUAGCCAAGAUCAAGAUGGUGAAGAUGACGAUGAAGAUAUUGAUGUUGAUUUAGUGGGACCAAAAGUAGAUCACUUAAACAGUAACUCCACGACAACUGCAGAAAUGGAAUGGUUUUUCCGUCAUGCAGAUACAGAUGUUAAUAAUCAAAGUAUCUCAUCUCAUGAAACAGAAUCAGAUUCAACUAAUAAUAAUCGUGAUCCACACUCAGUUGCAAUUGCAGCUGUUGCAGCUGCUUUGGCUUCUGAAAAUGACGUUGGUAAUGAAGCAGACCCUACCAAAUUAAGUAAUAAGAGAUCUCGAGCAGAUAUGAUAGACGAAGAUGAUGAAGGGGAUGAAAAUCUUUCAACUAAUAAUAGUAAUGAUACCUCUAAUGAUUUAGAUAACGAUCAGGAUAUUCAACGCCAUAGUCAUAAAAAGGCAAAAAAUAAUAACAAUAAAACAAAGCUCCAUUUAGCUGUGGAUCCAGAACUAGCUACAUUAGAUGAUAAUGAAGAUAAUAACGAUGAAGUAUCUGAACAUGAUCAAUUGGUUAGAAGAGCCAUAAUAGACACUGAUUCGAUUGCACAACACCCUGAUUUCCAACAAUAUUUAAACACAGAAGAAGAAAUAUCCAAUAACAAUAAUAAAGACAAGGAAAGUAUACAAAGUUCAUCGAAUGUAGCUUCACAUAAUAUUAAUGACAGCAAUUCUGGUAGAAGAUCUAGAAAUGAUAUUUCAAUGAAUAAUAUGAAUAGUAAAAAUAAAAAUGAUCUUAGUGCUUCAUCAAAUAACACCCAUUCUUCCAGAACUGAUAUGCUAGCUUCGGUGGCAAUAGAAACAGAUACUCGUGACAGCAGUAUAAGUAAUAAUAACAAUAAGAGUAAUUUGAAUGAUUUGAUUAAUGAGCAUAAUAAUGAAGACUUAAGGCUACAUGAUCAAUCACUGGUUAAUGGUGCCUUAGCUAUUAGUGAGUUGAGUGGAAUUACUACAGACAAACUGCAAAAGCAUCAUUCACUUGAUGAAGUUCUUGCAGCACAUUUACAGCAAAAUAAAAAAUCAUCCUCACUACAAUCAAAACAAGAUAUUCGAAACCAUUUAGAUGUUAUUCCUAUGAGUCGCGAUUCACAAAAAUUUCCACAUAUAAAAGUGGAUCAACAGGAUCAUAUGCAUGAUCACUCCUUACUUUCACAUGCUUCUCAAUCACAUAUUUCUAGACAAAAUGGAAAAUCAUUGAACGAUCAGCAUUUAUCAUCGAAUAACAAUGGAAUACAUUCUCAAUCGGAUGAGUCAUUGGGUUCUGACAAUCAUCAUUCGGAACCUCAGCAUUAUCGUGAUGUGUUACCUAAAGUAAAUAUUCCAUUAGACUAUACGGAAGUGCCAGAUAUAAGUAAAUUGAUUCAGUCAGCCGCAAUAAAAGCUUCCACGAUAUUUGUAACAACAACUCAAAGCAAUGGAAAGUCAUUUGAUUCGCAAGAGGAAGCUGCAUUAGAACAGUUUGUGAAUGAUUAUCAAACUAUUAAAGGGAUGUCCAGACAUGACGUUUGUAAUAGAAUUUGGUGUAACGAGCGAAAGAAAGAUGAUUUUUGGGUUAAUAUUUGCAAAGUUUUACCACACAGAACAAGAUCUUCUAUCUAUAAGCAUGUCCGUAGAAAGUAUCAUAUAUUCGAACAACGUGGUAAAUGGACUGAUGAGGAAGAAAGACAGUUAGCUAGGUUAUGCGCACAAAAAGAAGGUCAAUGGUCAGAAAUUGGUAAAACUUUGGGAAGAAUGCCAGAAGAUUGUAGAGAUAGGUGGAGAAAUUACUUAAAAUGUGGAGGGAAUAGAGCUUCUCAUAAAUGGUCUGAAGAAGAAGAAGAAGAAUUGAAAAGGGUUGUGAAUGCAAUGUUGGUUGAUGCACACAAAGCUGAUGCUCAAGCUCAGGCGAAAUUAGAGCAAGAAGCUAAAACUGAAGAAGAUUUAGAAGAACUUCGAAAUAAAAGGCCUGCUAUUAGAAAUUUCAAAUCGAUUGUUAAUUGGACAGUUGUCAGUGAAAUGAUGAAUGGUACUAGAUCACGUAUUCAAUGCCGUUAUAAAUGGAAUAAAUUACUUAAAAAGGAAACAAUAGCGAAAGUUGAAACUAUAACAUUGCAUGAUAAAAGAUGGAUAUUAGAAAAACUAAGAGAUUUAGGUUUUACAGAAAAUUCUCAAGUAGAUUGGGAGGAAUUAUCUAGAUUAAAGCCAGGGAUUAAAUUAAAUGGUAAUGAGUUAAAAAUGUGCUUUGAAAAAAUGAGAAAUAAUAUUAAAUCAUUUAAAGAAAAGACAAUUAAUGAUAUUUGCAGAGACCUAUUGCUUUUAUUAGAUACCACAGGAAAUAUCGAUGAAUUGAAAAGUUCUAUAGAUUAA